Symbiodinium pilosum is the source of this 1548-nucleotide messenger RNA. The record is from the annotation of a GenBank genome assembly. Lineage: Eukaryota; Dinophyceae; Suessiales; Symbiodiniaceae.
GUAAGUUGGAGGGACAACCUGAUCCUGGCCACCGACAGCUACAAGUUCAGCCAUUGGAAGCAGUAUCCACCAGGUACAGAGUAUGUGUAUAGCUACUUUGAAAGCCGUGGUUGUGACCGUGGGUGGGACGAAGUCGUUUUCUUCGGACUUCAAUAUUUCCUGAAGCGAUACCUUCUCGGGCCCGUAAUCACCAGGGAGAAGAUUGACGAAGCUGCUACCCUCUGUUCGGAGCACUUCACUGGUGAAGGCUUGUUCUACAAGGAGGGGUUUGAGUACAUCCUUGAGAAGCACGGUGGCAAGCUUCCUAUCUCAAUCAAAGCCCUUCCUGAAGGAAUGGUCAUGCCCACUCGCACAGCUCUGUUCACUAUGGUAAACACGGACCCAAAGUGCUUCUGGUUGACGAACUAUUUGGAGACAUUGCUCGUGCAGGUGUGGUACCCAAUGACGGUCUGCACAAACAGCCGCUACCAAAAGAAGAGCAUCCACGAGGAGUUGGCGGCGACGGGCAAUGAGGCCUGGCAGAUACCUGGUGGCUCUGCCUUCAAACUCCACGACUUCGGGUUCCGUGGCGUUUCCUCCGUGGAGUCUGCGGCCAUUGGAGGGGCGGCUCACUUGGUGAAUUUCCUGGGAACGGACACAGUGGCAGCCCUCCUUUGCACCAAGAGAUACUACCACUCCAAGGCAGCAGCGGGUUUCUCCAUUCCGGCCUCGGAGCACUCCACCAUCACCUCUUGGGGAGUGGAGGGCGAGGUGGAUGCCAUGAAGAACAUGCUGGUGCAAUACCCUCAAGGGCUCGUGGCGUGCGUCAGUGAUUCCUUCGACGUCUUCAAGGCUUGUCGGGACUACUGGGGCUCAAGCCUCAAGGACUUGAUCAAAGGCCGGAUCUCGGGAGAUAGUUGGGGCCGACUGGUCGUGCGGCCUGACAGCGGAGAUCCCAGCGACACAUGUGUGCAAAUUGUGUCAAUCCUCUGCGAGCAAUUCAAGGAGGAUGUGGUCGUCACAAAGACAGGUCACGAGCUGCUGCCGGCCUACUUGCGUGUCAUUCAAGGCGAUGGCGUGGACUACGAGUCCAUUCCGAAAAUCCUUGGCGCCCUGAAGGAUGCAGGUUUCGCGGCAGACAACAUGGUUUUUGGGAGCGGCGGUGCUUUGCUUCAGAGGCUUAACCGAGACACCUUCAAGUGUGCGUUCAAAUGCUCGGAGAUCACCGUGAACGGCGUUGCCCGUGAGGUCUUCAAGGACCCCAUCACUGACAAGGGCAAGGCGUCCAAGAAGGGGCGCCUGACGGUACAGCGGGCAGCAGACACUGCAGGUGCUGAAGAGGACAAGUACAAGCCGCGGCAGGACGAAAAUGGAGCACCCGGAGGUCAAGGAUUCCUUCAUUACACGGCCAACGGAGAGUAUGUCACCGUGGCCAGCGGAAGGGGCGAUCUGGCCAAGGACUUGCUGGUGGAGGUUUUCAGAGAUGGAGCUCUUCUGAAAGAUUGGACUUUGGAUGAGAUCAGACAAAGAGCUGACAUUCCCAAUGGUCCUUUCUCGCAAGCGGGCUAG